UCCUCUCGCAGUAAAAGAGCUUCCAGUGAAAUGAGAUGAUAACAAUCUCUUUAUUCAGUUCAAAGUGAAUUAGAUCAAUGAUUAAUUAUUUAGUUUUUUUCAUGCAAUUUUUGUAUUUUUUUCAGAGAAAUAUUUUUACUUAUUACUAAUAUUUAAUACUCAGAUUUACUCAUAAAAUUCUACUUUAUUAUUAAUUUUAAAUGCAGAUUUUUGUCUUCCUGGUGCUGAUAACUUUAGAAGAUUACUUUAGUAUGCUCUGUAUGUUUAAUAGAACUGUUAAAGGGACUGUUAGCGUAAUUUCAAGUAACUCUCCAGUCUCCAUGCAAGGAUGGCCGAUUUACUACGAUACCCUUGAAACCUUAAUCUAAUCAAACAUAGGGUCGUAUUUCUGACUCAAAAAUUGUUUAUUUCUGUGAAUUUCUUCAUUUUUUCUAAUGAGCAAGAAAUUCGCAAGUCACUUUCGCGCAGAGACACCGCAAAUGAAAAUAAACAGUUUAAAGAAACAAAAAACUUGGGUAUCUAAUUAACAUUUUAUCAGACAGCGCUUUUAAAGGUACAGUUGUGAAUUGGGCAUUGCCAUCUUUAUUAGAAGGGUCGCUUGAAAUUACGCUUACAGUCCCUUGUGUCUCUUUAAGUGUAAGAAACUUAUUUGAGGGUCAUUAAGAUUAUGUUGUCAAAAUAAAGUUGAUGUUCGCCCAACUGAACUUCAGUUUGAGGUCGGAACUACUGUAUUGUUAAUGCACUCAGAAACCACUAAUUGCUAUCUUCUGUAGUCUGACCAUUGGUUAUUUAAUUUCAAUAACUCUCAUCUAAAUUGUUUUCUUCCAAAAAGUACGAACCCCAUUUAUAUUUUAUGAUAAUUUAUUAAGUUUUCUAAACCAUUAUUGAAAAAAAUAUUUUGUGCAUAAAAAGCAUGUUUAAUUCAACUUCAGAUAUUAUUUACAUAAACAGUUUUAUAUAUGGGGCAAAGAACGACAAAUAGUCAUUGUUACCUCUUGGUUCAGAUAUAGACAAAUAUAUAAUUUUUCUUAUUAUGCGAACAUUGACACAGAUGUAAAUGAUAUAAAACGAUCUUCUGAAAAUAUAAUUGUAUGAUGGAGACCCCUUGUCCCCCCUAGUGUAUAGUUUUAUUUGUUUUUUACCAAUCCUAAAAUUGUAUCUCAACAUUUUUAUGUUACGAACAGAAAAUUAUUUAGUUUGUUUCGUUUCAGUUAUUAAAUAGUCUUUAAUAUAUUUUUAUAAAUAUUUAUGAUAAUAAAGUUAUGAUGUGCUCGUAAAUAUUUCAGAUAAAAUGGGUCCGCCGAGAUUGUUGAAUCACAUGAGCAAUAUUCUAGGUCCAGAUCUUUCAGUUCUUAAGCCUCCAAUCCUGACAACAAUAACAGGCAUGAAACAGGCAGUACACAGCCUCGAGACUGGUUCCUUGGAGGUUAAACGUGUUCUGCUGAACGAGGCCAACCUUAUUUACGAGUGCAAAGUCUGCCUUGGGAUGUUUAGGAGUAUAGCUAAUCUAGUCGCACACAAGCGUUCCUUUUGCAAGGAACUGUCCAGCAAUGUGAACCACAAGUUCUCCGGACAGGACAAGGAGAAUCAGACCACCGUGGUGAUCAAGGCGGAGGAUACGCAAUGCUCCUCCGACCCUGAGAACUGGAAUAUGGAUAAUUAUUCACCUAGUAUGGAUCUCAUCAGAACCUCAGGGAUUAUCAAUGACAUCCUCUUCGCUCCUCUUGUGAACAAAUUGAAGCCCGAGAAAUCUCGUGAUCUUAAAUCUGUUGCAACUUAUCUCACCGCCAUAGCUUCACAAGAUCCUAACUCUGUUUACAGAACGAAUAAGUUGAAUGUGACAGAAGAACCAAAGGAGAGAAGAGUACUACUGGAACCCAUAUAUAAUACCAAGAAUGCUCUCUACCAAACCUGGAAGGUGUCUGAGGGCCAGGAGUCAGUAAAGGAUAUGAACGGGAAAAUAAACCAACAGAAACUUGUUGAUAAUCAUAUUGUGAUCAGGUUCGAUGAAGAAGAAGGAGAGAAAGUAGAACCAAACCAGAAACCAUUGACUCAGACAGUCCCGAAGAACGACGAUUCUUCAGAAAAUCUGAUUCAAAGAUUACCAUGUAUGUUCUGCAAAGCUCACUUUACGUCAUGGAAAAGUGCAAAGAGACAUAUGACACAGUCUCACAAGAAAACUAUCGAGUUUGUCGAUAGCAAACGAGAUGCUGUAUUUAGUAAUGCUUUUACAGGUCCCAAAGGAGUAUGGCAUGUGGUUGAUAAACUAGGACACUCAGCUGUUCCCCUGAAUCCUGAACCCUCCGUCCUCCCAGAUGGAAAGAUGGAAAAUAGCGUGACUCCUGUGAAAUCUGUUAGUGUAGAUAUAAAGAAACUAAACCUUGUCAAAGAAGAUAUCUGUAGACUAGUUGGUACUGACCAGGUGUGCCCGAUGCUUAAAACUAAGAUUGGACCCGGGCUGGACUGGGAUCAGAUAUCUGUCAUGAAGCAUACUAGGGAGUUGGAAAAUAUUCCAGAGGAAGUUGACAGAAAAAUCAUGGAGCACAUUAAUCGACGGCAUCUUCAGUGUAAGAUCUGCUAUAAGCGGUUUAGAGGAACCUUUCUGGCUAAACAGCACGUGGCAACCACACAUCUCAAGCUAUAUAGGUAGAUUUUCAAUAUCAUGUC
Eurytemora carolleeae is the source of this 2667-nucleotide messenger RNA. RefSeq names its product zinc finger protein 800. The coding region runs from base 1292 to 2650 and encodes 452 amino acids. Lineage: Eukaryota; Metazoa; Arthropoda; Copepoda; Calanoida; Temoridae. The transcript is spliced from 5 exons. The record is from RefSeq and is a predicted model, not a curated record.